Phalacrocorax carbo (great cormorant) is the source of this 3958-nucleotide messenger RNA. NCBI's taxonomy places the organism in Eukaryota, Metazoa, Chordata, Aves, Suliformes, Phalacrocoracidae. The record is from RefSeq and is a predicted model, not a curated record.
UUUCAUCUGCCGCCGCGGCCCAAUGGGAAGGCGGAGGCUGUCUGCAAGUGGUCUAAUCGCAAUGAGGUGUCAAUCAUGUUCCCUGGUGGGUGAAGUAAGGUCUUUUGUAACCGCCUCUGUCUUUGGGAAAGAGAGGAGGAAGACUGGAGCGGAGAGGGGGACGCCGGCCCGUGCUGCGGGAGAGGAACUGAGAUUUGAUCUCGUUUGUGCGCUAGCAGGGAGAAGAGGAGCACAUGGAUUUCUACACACGCUGGGAUUUUAUAUAUCUACACAAAUAACAACGAACGAACCUGACCCUACUGAAAGCAGUCAAAUGAAUCGUAAUUGCAGAUCAAUGCAGAGAGAUGGGGAAACUUCACUCGAAACAUGCUGCCGUUUGUAAACCCAGAGAAAGUCCAGAAGGUGAUAGUUUUGCGGUGAACGCCUCUCUGGCUCGCAAAGGGCUGGAGGACUGGAUGGUGAAGCAGAAAUACUUCGGGGGCAGCAGCAGCAGCUCGGGACUCCAUCAAGGCUGCCAGCACCGGGCUGUUUGCAGGCUCUCCAGCGCCAGGGAUUUAUCUGGGGAAGGCUACAGAGACACUAUUGGCAAUGAACACUUUCAUCUAGAAGUGGCUUUGCCUCCGGAGAAGACAGAUGGAGUUUGCAGUGGAGAUGAAAAGAAAGCAGAAAAAGAAAGUGACACACGCACAGGUUCCAAGAAGCAACUGAAAUUUGAAGAAUUGCAAUGUGAUGUGUCAGUAGAGGAAGAUAACAGGCAAGAAUGGACCUUCACACUGUAUGACUUUGAUAACAACGGAAGAGUCACACGCGAGGAUAUUACCAGCUUGCUUCAUACCAUCUAUGAGGUAGUUGAUGCAUCCGUAAACCAUUCUCCUAGUUCCAGCAAAACUCUGCGAGUGAAACUUACUGUGGCACCAGAUGGCAGCCAGAAGAAAAAGGGUAUCUUGUUAAAUCAUUCUGAUUUGCAGAGUGCGAGGCAUACAGCUGAAAGCAAAGCUAAUGAAGAAGUAAGAAGCUCUGAGAAAAAACAGCGGGCUUCUCUCAGAUAUCACCAGAGCGAGAACAAUCCAGAGCAAAGUGGGUGCUAUCGUCAUUGUGUUGAUGAGAACAUUGAAAGGAGAAACCACUAUUUGGAUCUUGCAGGAAUAGAAAACUACACAUCAAAGUUUGGCCCAGGAUCUCCUCCAGCAGCUCAAAAACAUGACCCACCAAGCAGAGUUAUGAAUCAGACUAGAUCCCGUUCUCAUGAACCUGAAACCUUCCAUGCUCACCAUAGGAAAUCUCAAGUGGUAGAUGCGAGCCACAUAAAUAUAGCUGAGAGUUCAUAUGCCAAGAUUGCAGAAAUCCAGCAGAGGCUCCGGAACCAGGACUCAAACAAGUACUUUGUGAGGUCUCCCAAGGCCCAGGGCAAAAAUGUUGCCCCUGUGCAUCCUGGAAGGGCAGUAAGAAAUAAACUUUUUCAAGGGGUGCCCAUGCCAAUGGCUUCCCCAAGUGCACGUGUGGGCCAGAAUCUUCCUUACCUCCCCUUGCAAUCUCAACAGGUUCACAAGAAGCAUAAGCAGAGGGCAAAGGAGAAUCACCAAAUGUGCAAAACCUUACAGUCUCCAGGGACAGUUGUGGAAAAGGAACAUGUGAGAGACCUGCCCACAGUCAUUUUAUAUGAAGGCCAAGUUGGACAAAUGAUACAAAGACAUGAACACCACCACCACCAUGAGCACCACCACCACUACCAUCACUUCUACCAGACAUAGAAGAAAUCCCACCGUCCUCCAAGAAUCAUCCCAUAUGAAGGAAAUGUGUUCUUGUGAUACCAGAACUAAGGCAUUACUAUGAUUAAUAGCGUUACUCCAUUAAUAUUCAGCUAGCAUAUAUUUUAGAGUUUAUAUGGAACUCCUGAAACUUACCCUAUUUAUACAUUGUGGAACUGCAUAGCUUGCUUAAACUCCUUGUGGAUUGUUUUUUUAAAGUGGCUUGUAAAACAGCAAACGGCCAUAGCUUUUUGAGCUGUGAUUUAAUACAGGUCGUCAACGCACUUCUUUACAAGUACUACUUCCACUGUAGUAGGAAAGAUACUUUGAAUGCUGUUGUAGACAUCUAGCUUACCACUCUGCUGUAUGUCGGCUGGUUGCACACAAGCCUUUUAUCAGGGGAGCAAUGUUCGAAGGGUUGGACUCCAGAGAUACUCAGAAUAACAGAAAAUACAAACAGCUGCUACCUCUAGUAUUAUUCAGAUUUUAUUUUCCUUUUAUUGAUUGUAAUGCGCUGGGGGGGGGGGGGGAGUUCUAAUAUACUGCAUUCAUGUAGCCUGUUUGUGUUCACAUCCUUUCAAAUUAUCUUAAUAAUCACAAGGAAAUAUUAGCUGUAUUUGUCAACAGAGCUACAUUGAUAUGACUUAUACUUUAUUUUCUUGGAGAUUCUUCACUGACACAAGUACAGUCUGUUAUAUACUGAGUAAUAUUUAAAUAUACUACUUUUAUUUUUGUUUUUUCACCAUUCUGUUUGGGGUAACCAUUUGAAAAGAGGAGGAUGUGAAAUGGGGUUUUCAAAAGCAUCACUAGACUUUAAUGCUUGGGCCAUAAGAUCAUUCAUGGGGUUUUGAGAAGGAGAGGGGUUGUUUGGGGGUUUUGUUUAAAUCCACAGUUCUUUGUUUUGGGAAAGAAUUGAGGAAAAUAUACUUUCUCACUUUAAAUGUUGGCAAAUAUAUAUAAAAUAUAAAUAUAAAUAUAAAUAUCUAUAAAUAUGCACACUCUCAGGUACAUUUUGUUGUGUUUUAGAAAUCUGUGGUUUGAAUAUUAACAUAAUUUUUUUUCUCCACAAUAGUGACUUUUUAGAAAUAUAUGCCAUGGCAUUUUUAUAGGUGCCUCCAAUUUAAAUUUCCCCAGCACCUGCCAAUUUGUGCUUCUCCCAUUCUAGAGACAAUUCAACACAUAAAAAAAAUAUAAUUCACAAUCAUUCUGGCCUCUUCUACUUUUUCUGUAUCAAAGGGCUUCCAUUCCAUGAAGGAGAUUAAGACCAUGCUCACAAGACCUUACUGGCUGCUGAGAAAUUUGAAGGUCAAAAGCAGAUUGGAAAAGUGAAAAAAGGGUCAGUACAUUCAAGUUUUACUUUCUGUGGGGCCUAGAUUUAUGAUACCUUCAGUUCGGUUUUGUAUAGAUCACCAUUUUGGAGGUAGAAAGUGACUGAAGAACACCUGUGUUGCUAUUGGAACAUUAAAGUGGAGAACUCCUCACAUAAAAACAUAAUUGUUCUAUAAACAUAUUUGCUUUUGGUUUUAAUUAUUUUAAAUGUUGUAGUAUUUUGUCUAUAGUAUAUAUAGUAAAAUGUAACUAUCCCACAUUGUUAGAAACCCUUUAUGAUUAGGAUAUUUUUUUUCUGUCUAGAGUUUUGAUCAGUCCAAAAUGUGAUAUUACCUUACUGCUGACCAGUUUUAGAGAGAUGUUGUUCUUUCUAAGGAACUUUCUGAAGGAGAUAUCAACUUUUAAAGAAAAGUGGAAAACCUUGCCUUCUUUUGGAAUUGGAAUAGAAUCACUGCUUUGUGGUAAUUAGGUCCCUCUCUUGUCUCCCUGGAUCAGCAGUUGUUUAGACUUAUUGUCCUCUAAAAAAUCUGGUUUAUUUUAUUUUUUUUUAGCUGUCAACAGCAUGUUCUGUUAAAGCUGACAAAAUGUUUUUAAAAUGUGUUUGAUCUGUGUGACAGCUAUACUGUUCUGUUUAUUUUUAAAAUUCCUAAAGUCCAAAAAUAUUUAUAUGCAGAAUUUUCUGUAUAGAAAAUAUGAAAAGGCCACAAAUUUGGUUAGUUACCACUGAGUUGUUCUAGUCUAAGCCUUUUUUGCUGCUUGUGUCUCAUUCUUUUUCAAUGUAUAUAUAAUUAUGGACUGAAAGAAAACAACAAAAAAAACCCAAAAGGCAUUUAUAUGUCUAGUAGAAGGAAUAAAGUUAUUUAUAUUAUAGUGUUAACAAA